AUGAAUGACGCUUCAGCGGCGGAUGCAGAAGGAUCUGCUGUCCCUGUCUUUAGGAUAGAUCUUUCACUCCCUCCUUUCGAGCGAUAUGUCGAAUUAGCCAUGCGCUACAGAGACCAGAUGCGGUCUCUAACCGGUCUCUUUGAUGAAUUGCUAAUUUCCAUCCACCCUAGUAUACCGUUGGGCAUGGUUCACUGGGUCGCUCGUCUCUGCCAGCGAAGACUCUACGCGGAUGAAGAGACGGAGGAGCUCCAAGGAAUCAGUCGAGCGACCGGGAUAGAGAUGUACCUACUUGUGUCCUUCAAUGUGGUACUUGACUUGUUGAUGGGAUGCACCAGCGGUGCUGUAAAGGUGAAACAGGAACAGACGAAGAUGCUACAUUUCCGCACCCUUGACUAA
Molecule: messenger RNA, 396 nt
Organism: Monascus purpureus
Lineage: Eukaryota; Fungi; Ascomycota; Eurotiomycetes; Eurotiales; Aspergillaceae
Source: the annotation of a GenBank genome assembly